GCCGACAGCGAUUAUGACCUUGUCAAGUACUAGUUAACUAAGUAACAAAGUGCUUCCCAUUAAUGGAAGACGGGGAAGAUGGGAUCUUCCUACAUCUCUUGCUUUAAUUUCUCUUCUUAUUCCAAAUCUGUUACUCUGUUUGCAUCACUCUAUUUCGUAUUGAUUUCUGCAAAUGUGAGUGGAUUUGAUUCACUCAUACAGCUCCUCCCAACAUCUGCUUUUUUGAGGACCAAAUCUGAAACCCUUUUUCGUGUCGACGAUUUCGGAGCUGCCGGAGAUGGCAUCACCGAUGAUACUAAUUCUUUUAAAGAUGUUUGGGAUAUGGCCUGCUCUUCACCGUCAAGAUCAAAGAUUGUUAUCCCUGCUGGAUAUUCUUUCUUAGUUCGAUCAAUUAAUUUUGCUGGUCCUUGCCGGUCAAAGGUGUCUUUACGGAUUGCAGGUACUAUUUUAGCACCAAAGGAUCCUGAAGUCUGGGAUGGCUUGAAUCCACGAAAAUGGCUCUAUUUCAUUAAAGUAAAACACCUGACAGUAGAAGGAGGAGGAAUUAUAAAUGGUAUGGGCCAGGAGUGGUGGACUCGGUCAUGCAAGGUCAACAGAACAAAUCCGUGUCAUCAUGCUCCAACGGCUUUAACUUUCCACAAAUGCAACAACCUGAAAGUCAGGAACAUAAAGAUCUUUAAUAGUCAACAAAUGCACUUAGCAUUUACUGAUUGUAAACAUGUUGCAGUAUCACAACUCAUAGUCUUAGCCCCAGCUGAUAGCCCUAACACCGAUGCAAUCCACAUAAGCUCAUCUACACAGAUCAAUAUCAAGGAUUGCACUAUUGGCACAGGAGAUGACUGCAUAUCUAUUGUCGGCAAUUCAUCACGGAUCAAAGUCAAAAACAUUGUGUGUGGGCCAGGCCAUGGUAUAAGCAUUGGAAGCUUGGGAAAGUCAAACUCAUGGUCUCAAGUUUACAAUGUUCAUGUUGAUGGAGCAUCUAUUUCCAACACUGAGAACGGGGUUAGAAUAAAGACUUGGCAGGGUGGCUCUGGGUUUGUCAGAAAGGUUUCUUUCAAGAAUGUUUGGAUGGAAAAUGUCUCAAAUCCUAUCAUAAUAGACCAAUAUUAUUGUGAUUCUACGGAACCCUGUUCAAACCAGACUUCAAACAUUCGCAUUGACAACAUAUCCUUUGUGGGUAUUAAAGGAACUUCAGCUACAGAAAGGGCAAUAACAAUUGCCUGCAGCGAUAGCUGCCCCUGCAGAAAGUUGUACUUGGAAGAUAUUCAACUUACUUCAUUUUCUGGGGAUCCUACAUCAUUUUUUUGCUGGCAGGCAUAUGGCACAACCUCAGGUUUAAAUUAUCCCCCUCCUUGCUUUCCUUGUAACGAAAAAAAUCUUCAGCCAACAGUUUUAUCCAACUGGAGUCGAUCGACUUGAUGCCUUCUAUUCUAAUAGUACCAAGGCCUAGACCAUAUAUCAGUUGAAAGCUGCUAAAUUAAUUGUCAUCUAUAUUCUUUAUCCUGAGCCAAGCUAGUUAACUUAUCAAGCAAGUGGAACAGUUUGAUCCAUGGCGUACUGAUCAGUAGCUGGUCCAAAAACUGAGGUUUAUGGAAGGAAAUAUGAGUAUUGAUUAAUGGAUCUUAAUUACUUCUGUCAUAUAAUCCUCCUCCUGUAAAUAAAGUGCUCAUUUUUUUUCAUGAAUCUUCACGAAAAGAAGAGAGUAUGAUAUCUAAGAAAUAGGAGUUGCUUCCAUAUAUAUGUAUAUGCUGUGAAGUUGAAUCUUC
This is a messenger RNA of Solanum dulcamara, 1766 nucleotides long. Its product is annotated as probable polygalacturonase At1g80170. The coding region runs from base 79 to 1419 and encodes 446 amino acids. Gene Ontology annotation, molecular function: polygalacturonase activity. NCBI's taxonomy places the organism in Eukaryota, Viridiplantae, Streptophyta, Magnoliopsida, Solanales, Solanaceae. The record is from RefSeq and is a predicted model, not a curated record. Gene Ontology annotation, biological process: carbohydrate metabolic process. The transcript has 9 exons.